GCAGCCCUUCCCUGGUCUGCACACUACACUGCACUACCUACCGCUCGUCACACCAUCAGCAGUGACGUCGUCAGUGACUCCUCAAGCUUACGCUUCACUCCUCACUCCCAACACCUGCGAUCGAUCGAUCCUCUAUAUAACCAGCUACCAGGAUCCCCUGAUUCCCGUGCAAAGAAAGCGUUCUUGAUUCACCCAACACUCGGUCAGUCCCUCUGCUUGCCAGAUUCCCACUUCACCAGGAAACUGAAUCCGCGCCACCGCCGUCGCAAGCAUGCAGCCGAAGGACGCCGCCGAGGACAUCGUCAUCGCGGGCGCCGGAUUGGCCGGCCUCGCGGCGGCGCUCGGACUGCACAGGAAAGGGGUGAGGAGCCUGGUGCUGGAGUCGUCGCCGUCGCUGCGGGCGUCGGGAUUCGCGUUCGCGACGUGGAAGAACGCCUUCCGGGCGCUCGACGCCCUCGGGGUCGGCGACAAGAUCAGGGAGCAGCAUCUGCAGGUCCAGGCGUUGCGCGUCGUGGCUUCCGCCACCGGAGAAAUCGUGCGGGAAGCAGACUUCACGCAGCAGGGGAAACGAGGGGCACUGGAAAUCCGUUGCGUCAGGCGCGACCUGCUGCUGCAGGCCUUGGAGGGGGAGCUGCCAAAAGGCACCAUCCGCUACUCCUCCAAGAUUGUCUCCAUCGAGGAGGAUGGCAACAUCAAGAUCCUUCAACUUGCCGAUGGCUCAGUUCUGAGAGCAAAGGUAUUGACCCAAGCUAUUUGUUACAGGAAAUUGAAAUGUUCAUCAAGGCGUUCUCUGUAUCUGCAGGUACUGAUCGGAUGCGACGGGAUCAACUCCGUGGUGGCGAAAUGGCUGGGCCUCGCGAAGCCGUCCUACUCGGGGCGCUCGGCGGCGAGAGGCCUUGCGCAUUACCCGGACGGCCACGGCUUCGAGCCCAAGUUCCUGAUGUUUAUCGGCAACGGCUUCCGAUCCGGCAUGCUGCCCUGCAACCGGACUGAAAUCUACUGGUUCUUCACCUGGACUCCAUCCGAACACGAUAAGGGCGCCGACGAGAGCGCGGCCAAGAUGAAGCAGUUCGUGCUGGACAAGCUCCGGGGCUCGAAGGUGCCACAAGAGGCUCUGGCGGUGAUCGACAAGAGCGAGAUGAGCGACGUCCUCGCCGCGCCGCUGCGGUUCCGGCCGCCGCUCUCGCUGGUCACCGGGAGCAUCAGCAAGGGUAACGUGUGCGUGGCCGGAGACGCGCUGCACCCGAUGACGCCGGACCUCGGCCAGGGCGGCUGCUCGGCGCUGGAGGACGGCGUCGUCCUAGCCAGAUGCCUCGGCGAGGCCCUUGCGGUCAAGGACGCCAAGGGUGGCAGCGCCGAGAAGGAGCGGAUCGAGGCCGGACUGCGCCAGUACGCCAGGAUCAGGCGGUGGAGGAGCGUCGAGCUCAUCGCGACGGCCUACACGAUCGGCUUCAUACAGCAGAGUGACAAUGCGAUCGUAAGCUUCCUGCGGGACAAGUUCCUGUCGGGAGUGCUCGCGGGGAGGCUUCUGAAAAUGGCGGACUAUGACUGCGGCGCGCUCUGAAUCUAGCUCGUGAUCUUCUACUUUAUGCGUGUGAGUUUCCGUGAAAUGUGAUCUCCUUAUGUGGGUGUGGGGGUAAACUCGUGGAUUCAUGUCGGAACUUAUAUUUCCUUCGUUAAAAAUGAGAUCCUAGUACCACUUUGUGCUAAUAUUGCAAUCUGCAAGUUCAAGAAAAUUUCAUGCCAGUUAUUGGAA
Panicum virgatum (switchgrass) is the source of this 1756-nucleotide messenger RNA. Its product is annotated as monooxygenase 2-like. Gene Ontology annotation, molecular function: FAD binding. NCBI's taxonomy places the organism in Eukaryota, Viridiplantae, Streptophyta, Magnoliopsida, Poales, Poaceae. The coding region runs from base 272 to 1564 and encodes 430 amino acids. The transcript is spliced from 6 exons. The record is from RefSeq and is a predicted model, not a curated record.